Messenger RNA from Coregonus sp. 'balchen', 14666 nucleotides. Lineage: Eukaryota; Metazoa; Chordata; Actinopteri; Salmoniformes; Salmonidae. The record is from the annotation of a GenBank genome assembly.
CCAUUUCCUCUUUUAAUUAUCCCCAAGCAAAAAGAUGGAGCACAUCAGACGCAUCGCGGUAAAUCCCAGCCCUGGCACGAGCUCAUAGCAGUUCCCGCGUCUGCGUCUGGCAAACCCGAUAGAGAACGCGCGUUGGCAGAGAGAGAGGCUGCCUGGAAAUGUUUAAUGGAAGAAUGGGGAGGAUGAUCUCUAAGCAAAACAGGUAUUCACUCUAUUCACGUGGGAGACUUUGGCAAGCACAGACCGAUCACGCCGCGUUUUCAACACCAGAUUAGCCAAUUCUGAAGAGAAGCCUCCAUCGAAUUAAUAUAUUUAUACAGACCCCUUGUUUACACCCCAGAAGAGUCAGCAAGAUAGUGUUCUUUAAAUGACUGCUUAGAAAGGGCCACAUUGGAGGCCUACUUAGGCUAAGUGGUCCUAUCUCUGCCUGCAAUAUUUUGGAGAUAUAUUGUGAUGGUUUUUGACAGUGAGUUUAAAGACAUCAUGGUUUGGAAUUUGAAGCCAUGUUCAGUUUUAGUGCAAUUCAAUGUCUCUUUGUUUUGACUAAAAUCUGUUUGCAUGAUGUUAUAGGCUCAGUUUAAUUAGGUAGCCUAUCAAAUAUGUGGUAUGGCUCUUUCUUUCCCAACUGUGUAAGAUUUUUUAAAAAGGUUGAGAGUUAACCAGCAUUAGGCUGAUUUCUGUCAACAUUCUCUGCACUGCAGAGUGCAAAUCAAUCUCCAAGGCCCCUUUCAGUGGGCUAAUAGUGUCAUCAUUUCCUAUGUGAUUAGCCUACACAUAUUGCACUAUGCAUGGUUGGGUAGGUUACUUUCUAAAUGUAAUCCGUUACAGUUAAUAGUUACCUGUCCGAAAUUGUAAUCAGUACUGUACUGUGGGUUACCCAAACUCAAUAAUGUAAUCUGAUUAUGCUCAGUUACUGAAUGUCAUUGAGAAAACAGAAAGGUGUCAUAGUGUGAAUUUAAAAGUAAUCCAAGAAGUAGUUUUUUCCCAACAAACAUCCUUUCUGAAUUUAAAAGAAAUCCAAUAAGUAAUCAUGUAGUUUUUCCAAAGUAUAUUUAAUCUGAUUACAAUAUUUUUUCUGGUAACAUACGUAACUGAUUAUAGUUCGUUUUUUGUAAUCAGAUUACAUGUAACUGAUUACUCCCCAACCCUGGCACUGUGUGUUCCUUGGACAACACAGAGAUGGCUGCAAUGCCCCCCCCCCCCCCCCCCCCCCCCCCCCCCCCCCAGGAUGAGGAUGAUGAUGAUAAGGAGGAGGAUGAUGAUGAUGAUGAGGAGGAUGAUGAUGAUGAGGAGGAGGAGGAGGAGGAGGAUGAUGAUGAUGAUGAUGAUGAUGAUGAUGAUAGUGGUGUUAACGACAACGAUGAAGAUGCAGUCCAAAAGCGUUAGCAAAAAAACCUAAGAUGAGUGCAACUAGAAUGAUGAAGUGUCUAACGAAGAGUCUGAUGAAGACUGAGUCCUAUUAUGCACCCAAGACCUCAAUCUGGUCACAUUUUCAACAACAACAAACAAUUAUCACAAGAACCUUUAGAGAAGCAGACAUCUGAUGAAUCAGAGACAAUUACACUGCACAAUGUGAUAAAAGGAUAUCAAUGAUCUACUUAUGUCAUAGAGUGCCGCUUAAAACAUGAAACCUAAAGAAGCCAAGGGGAAUUUCAAGGCAACGAUUAUCAAAAAAUUAAAGCUCAUCAACUGUUCUUUAACUCUGAAAAUGAGUCACAUUUGGUUAGAAACGUUGCCAGAGUAGCAGGUUUUUGCCCAGGAACAGAAUGGCUAUUGUGUUUCAGAAAACAUAGUCUUUCUACAGAGUUGAAGCAGCAAAAUGCAGAAGUAGAGAGAGGGCAUGGGCUCUUUAUCCUCAUGAAAGGCUAAAGGAUGAGACUGACCUUUCUGGCAUCAGCUGGGCUUUGGGAACAGAACACACAAGGGCAACUCUUUCUGGCCUUUUCCCUUACGCUCUGGGGUAUGUUUUACAAGCCAAAGCACUAUUACUUUUCACAUACACUCAGACACAACUAUGCCCUCCCUUUGACACACACACACACACACACACACACACACACACACACACACACACACACACACACACACACACACACACACACACACACACACACACACACACACACACACAGUUGUCUGUACAUGGCAUCAGAGUAGGUCUGCAGGCUAUGGAAGCAAAAAGAGAACAGAUCACUCUAGAUUACAUCAACACAAGGGCUUGAUUCAAUCAAUAACAUCAGAAUCACUUACACACACACAGGUCUAUGAACAAAACACAACCACGAUUCUGUGACCUGAGAUCAGGGAGAGGGAAAACAUGAACCCACACUGAAAUAAACGAUGAUAAUCCAUUUAACAUUUUCGUAACUUUGUCAUAUCAACAUUCAAUAAAAAAAAUUCACAUCAACCCCAAAUAUUUGUAGAAAUAUGGCUUUGUUUUGUUUACUAGAGAGUGCACGAACAGUCUCACCUCCUGCAAACAUUAAAAGCUCUGUUGUUCACACUACAUACCUAAAGGCCUUUUGUGUGAUGUUUCAAUGGGUGCAUCACCAGGUCAUGGCUGAACAAGGGUCUGUGUAGAGAAAACAGAAUGAGGCAGGCAUAUGGGGUAGAGGGGGAGUUUUCAUAUUUGUUUCGGUAAACUCUAGCACUUGUGGGUAAAGAGGAGCCUAUGGUUUGAGAGACAAUUGGAAUGGUAACUGAUGUCUAAAAAGGUAACUUCUAGUCACUACGAUGUAGACACAGGUCUAUUUUACUGUCAGUAGAAGAGUAUAAAAAAAGGACCUGUGAGUCUGCUGAGGGCUACGGUGCAGACAUCAAGCCCUCCAACCAUGGGAAAGGUAUGAGCUAACACGUUUAGCUUACUUGUUUGAUGAUUGCUGAUGUAAUUAGGGGGAUAACCAAAUGCUGUUAGGCUUAAGGUAUAGGGAAGCUAUUUGGCAAAGUAAGCUACGCAUACAAUUUAUGAAGCUAUGUUAAAGACUUCAGUUGUAAAACUAAACGCAACAUGCAACAAUUUCAAAGAUUUUACUGAGUUACAGCUCACAUAAGGAAAAUAUGUCAAUUGAAAUAAAUAAACUAGGCCCUAAUCUAUGGAUUUCACAUGACUGGGAAUACAGAUAUGCAUCUGUGUUGGUCACAGAUACCUUAAAAAUAAAGUAGGGGAGUGAAUCCUUAGAGUUGAUCAGGCUGUUGAUUGUGGCCUGUGGAAUGUUGUCCCACUCCUCUUCAAUGGCUGUGAGAAGUUGCUUGAUAUUGGCGGGAUCUGGAACACCUCGAUCCAGAACAUCCCCGAGUGGCGCAGUGGUCUAAGGCUGUGCCACUAGAGAUCCUGGUUCGAAGCCAGGCUCUGUCGUAGCCGACCGGGAGACCCAUGGGGUGGCGCACAAUUGGCCCAGCGUCGUCCAGGGUAGGGGAGGGAAUGGCCGGCAAGGAUGUAGCUCAGUUGGUAGAGCAUGGCGUUUGCAACGCCAGGGUUGUGGGUUCGAUUCCCAUGGGGGGCCAGUAUGAAAAAUCAAUAAAAAUAAUGAAUGCACUCUGGAUAAGAGCGUCUGCUAAAUGACGUAAAUGUAAAUCCCAAACAUGCUCAAUGGGUGACAUAUUUGGUGAGUAAACAGGCCAUGGAAGAACUGGGACAUUUUCAGCUUCCAGGAAUUGUGUACAGAUCCUUGUGAUAUGGGCUGAAACACGAGGUGAUGGCGGCAGAUCAAUCUUCAAUCAUUGGAUAACAAAUUGGAUGACCUAAGAUUACGGUUAUCCUACCAACGGGACAUUAAAAACUGUAAUAUCUUAUGUUUCACCGAGUCGUGGCUGAACGACGACAUGGAUAACAUACAGCUAGCGGGCUAUACGCUACAUCGGCAGGAUAGAACGGCUCACUCCGGUAAGACAAGGGGUGGCGGUCUGUGUAUAUUUGUAAACAACAGCUGGUGCACAAAUACUAAGGAAGUCUUGAGGUUUUGCUCGCCUGAGGUAGAGUAUCUUAUGAUAAGCUGUAGACCACACUAUUUACCAAGAGAGUUUUCAUCUAUAUUUUUCAUAGCUGUCUAUUUACCACCACAAACCAAUGCUGGCAUUAAGAUUGCACUGAAUGAGUUGUACAAGGCCAUAAAUCAACAGGAAAACGCUCAUCAAGAUGCAGCGCUCCUAGUGGUCGGGGACUUUAAUGCAGGGAAACUUAAAUCCGUUCUACCUAAUUUCUACCAGCAUGUUAAAUGUGCAACCAGAGGAAAAAAAACUCUAGACCACCUUUACUCCACACACAGAGACGCAUACAAAGCUCUCCCUCGCCCUCCAUUUGGCAAAUCUGACCAUAACUCUAUCCUCCUGAUUCCUGCUUAUAAGCAAAAACUAAAGCAGGAAGCACCAGUGACUCGGUUAAUAAAAAAGUGGUCAGAUGACGCAGAUGCUAAGCUACAGGACUGUUUUGCUAGCACAGACUGGAACAUGUUCCGGGAUUCUUCAGACAGCAUUGAGGAGUACACCACAUCAGUCACUGGCUUCAUCAAUAAGUGCAUUGAUGAUGUCGUCCCCAAAGUGACCGUACGUACAUACCCUAACCAGAAGCCAUGGAUUACAGGAAACAUCCGCACUGAGCUAAAGGGUAGAGCUGUCGCUUUCAAGGAACGGGACUCUAACCCGGACGCUUAUAAGAAAUCCCGCUAUGCCCUCCGACGAACCAUCAAACAGGCAAAGAGUCAAUACAGGACUAAGAUUGAAUCGUACUACACUGGCUCUGACGCUCGUCGGAUGUGGCAGGGCUUGAAAACUAUUACAGACUACAAAGGGAAGCACAGCCGCGAGCUGCCCAGUGACACAAGCCUACCAGACGAACUAAACCACUUCUAUGCUCGCUUCGAGGCAAGCAACACUGAAGCAUGCAUGAGAGCACCAGCUGUUCCGGAUGACUAUGUGAUCACGCUCUCCGUAGCCGAUGUGAGUAAGACUUUUAAGCAGGUCAACAUUCACAAGGCCGCAGGGCGAGACGGAUUACCAGGACAUGUACUCCGAGCAUGUGCUGACCAACUGGCAAGUGUCUUCACUGACAUUUUCAACAUGUCCCUGACUGAGUCUGUAAUACCAACAUGUUUCAAGCAGACCACCAUAGUCCCCGUGCCCAAGGACUCUAAGAUAACCUGCCUAAAUGACUACAGACCUGUAGCACUGACGUCUGUAGCCAUGAAGUGCUUUGAAAGGCUGGUCAUGGCUCACAUCAACAGCAUUAUCCCAGAAACCCUAGACCCACUCCAAUUUGCAUACCGCCCCAACAGAUCCACAGAUGAUGCAAUCUCUAUUGCACUCCACACUGCCCUUUCCCACCUGGACAAGAGGAACACCUACGUGAGAAUGCUAUUAAUUGACUACAGCUCAGCAUUCAACACCAUAAUGCCCUCUAAGCUCAUCACUAAGCUAAGGAUCCUGGGACUAAACACCUCCCUCUGCAACUGGAUCCUGGACUUCCUGACGGGCCGCCCCCAGGUGGUAAGGGUAGGUAACAACACAUAUGCCACACUGAUCCUCAACACGGGGGCCCCUCAGGGGUGCGUGCUCAGUCCCCUCCUGUACUCUCUGUUCACCCAUGACUGCAUGGCCAGGCACGACUCCAACACCAUCAUUAAGUUUGCCGACGACACAACAGUGGUAGGCCUGAUCACCGACAACGAUGAGACAGCCUAUAGUGAGGAGGUCAGAGACCUGGCCGUGUGGUGCCAGGACAACAACCUCUCCCUCAACGUGACCAAGACAAAGGAGAUGAUUGUGGACUACAGGAAAAAAAAGAGGACUGAGCACGCCCCCAUUCUCAUCGACGGGGCUGUAGUGGAACAGGUUGAGAGCUUCAAGUUCCUUGGUGUCCACAUCACCAACGAACUAUCAUGGUCCAAACACACGAAGACAGUCGUGAAGAGGGCACGACAAAGCCUAUUCCCCCUCAGAAGACUGAAAAGAUUUGGCAUGGGUCCUCAGAUCCUCAAAACAUUCUACAGCUGCACCAUCGAGAGCAUCCUGACUGGUUGCAUCACCGCCUGGUAUGGCAACUGCUUGGCCUCCGACUGCAAGGCACUACAGAGGGUAGUGUGUACGGCCCAGUACAUCACUGGGGCCAAGCUUCCUGCCAUCCAGGACCUCUAUACCAGGCGGUGUCAGAGGAAGGCCCUCAAAAUUGUCAAAGACUCCAGCCACCCUAGUCAUAGACUGUUCUCUCUGCUACCGCACGGCAAGCGGUACCGGAGUGCCAAGUCUAGGUCCAAAAGACUUCUCAACAGCUUCUACCCCCAAGCCAUAAGACUCCUGAACAGCUAAUCAUGGCUACCCGGACUAUUUGCACUGCCCCCCCACCCCAUCCUUUUUACGCUGCUGCUACUCUUUUAAUUAUUUAUGCAUAGUCACUUUAACUCUACCCACAUGUACAUAUUACCUCAACUACCUCAACUAGCCGGUGCCUCCGCACAUUGACUCUGCAAAUGUACCCCCCUGUAUAUAUAGCCUCCCUACUGUUAUUUUAUUUUACUUCUGCUCUUUUUUUUCUCAACACUUUUUUUGUUGUUGUUUUAUUUUUACUUUUUUUGUUAAAAAUAAAUGCACUGUUGGUUAAGGGCUGUAAGUAAGCAUUUCACUGUAAUGUCUGCACCUGUUUUAUUCGGCGCAUGUGACCAAUACAAUUUGAUUUGAUUUGAUUUGAGAUUAAUGGAACGACAAUGAACCUCAGGAUAUCGUCACGGCAUCUCUGUGCAUUCAAAUUGCAAUCAAUAAAAUGCAAUUGUGUUCGUUGUCCGUAGCUUAUGCCUGCCCAUACCAUAACCCCACCGCCACCAUGGAGCACUCUGUUCACAAUGUUGACAUCAGCCUUGCAAUAACUUUCUCAAAAUGUACACUAUCGUUCAAAAGUUUGGGGUCACUUAGAAAUGUCCUUGUUUUUGAAAGAAAAUCAUUUAUUUUGUCCAUUAAAAUAACAUCAUAUUGAUCAGAAAUACAAUGUAGACUCAAAAUGGCCAGAAACAAAUAACUUUCUUCUGAAACUCGUCAGUGUAUUCUUGUUCUGAGAAAUGAAGGCUAUUCCAUGUAUCAAUGUCAACAGUGAAGAGGCGACUCCGGGAUGCUGACCUUCUAGGUAGAGUUGCAAAGAAAAAGCCAUAUCUCAGACUGCCCAUCUUAAUGUUUUCUUUUUAUUGGCCAGUCUGAGAUAUGGCAUUUUUUCUUUGCAUCUCUGCCUAGAAGGAUAGCAUCCCGGAGUCGCCUCUUCACUGUUGAUGUUGAGACUGGUGUUUUGCGGGUACUAUUUAAUGAAGCUGCCAGUUGAGGACCUGUGAGGAGCCUGUUUCUCAAACUAGACACUCUAAUGUAUUUGUCCUCUUGCUCAGUUGUGGACCGGGGCCUCCCACUCCUCUUUCUAUUCUGGUUAGAGCCAGUUUGCGCUGUUCUGUGAAGGGAGUAGUACACAGCGUUGUACGAGAUCUUCAGUUUCUUGGCAAUUUCUAGCAUAAAAUAGCCUUAAUUUCUCAGAACAAGAAUAGACUGACGAGUUUCAGAAGAAAGUUAUUUGUUUCUGGCCAUUUUGAGCCUGUAAUCGAACCCACAAUUGCUGAUGCUCCAGAUACUCAACUAGUCUCAAGAAGGCCAGUUUUAUUGCUUCUUUAAUCAGCACAACAGUUUUCAGCUGUGCUAACAUAAUUGUAAAAGGGUUUUCUAAUGAUCAAUUAGCCUUUUAAAAUGAUAAACUUGGAUUAGCAAACACAACGUGCCAUUGGAACACAGGACUGAUGGUUGCUGAUAAUGGGCCUCUGUACGCCUAUGUAGAUAUUCUAUUAAAAAUCAGCCGCUUCCAGCUACAAUAGCCAUUUACAACAUUAACAAAGUCUACACUGUAUUUCUGAUCAAUUUGAUGUUAUUUUAAUGGACAAAAAAAUUGCUUUUCUUUCGAAAACAAGGACAUUUCUAUAUGACCCCAAACUUUUGAACGGUAGUGUAUCUCAAUACAGUGAGAGAUAUCUAUGGUGUGCAGCGUCCCUUAACAGACCAGAUCAAACAUACUUAGGCACAAUGCUUCUUAAGCUUGCCACAGUUUCAAAUCAAAUAACAUUUGUUGAGGGAGCUAGCUUGCUGAGGGAGCUAGCUUGCUGAGGGAGCUAGCUUGCUGAGGGAGCUAGCUUGUUGAGGGAGCUAGCUUGCUGAGGGAGCUAGCUUGUUGAGGGAGCUAGCUUGUUGAGGAGCAACACUACAUCCAUGAGUAUGGCUUUCAGUCAAAAGUCAUUUUACUACCAUCAUCCCGACUCAGUAUAAAUAACUCUCUACAUAAACUAUUUUAUACAUUUCUGUUCUUUGUAGAUUAUCUUUUACGAAGGCCACAACUUCCAGGGUCGACACUAUGAGUGCAACAGUGACUGUGCUGACACCUUCAGACACUUCAACUGCUGUAACUCUAUCAGGGUGACCGGCGGUCACUGGGUGGCCUACGAGAAGCCCAACUUCAACGGCUACCAGUACAUCCUGAACAAGGGAGAGUACUCUGACUACCACUGCUGGAUGGGCUUCAAUAACUGCAUCCGUUCCUGCCAGAUGUUCCCCCCCGUAAGUCAAUCAAACUGAUGGAUAGGGUUACUCCUGCCACACAUCAAAUGGCACUUUAGAAAUCAGCGUCAAUCACCAGCCUUUUGAUGUCAUUUAUAGAUACAGAGAGGAGUCAAAGCAUCAAAGUACCACAAGGAGAUCCAGUCAUGUUAUAAAGGAAUAGGCUACAUGCACCCCCAAAGACUUACCUUCUUAAUUUUCAUUCUAUUCAUCAUCACUCAGUGUUUUUGGCAGUUUAAAAAAAAAGUAUUAUACUGCUGCUUUGAGAGGUUGCUCCUCAUUUGACUGAAGAUCUAUUUCUAAAGGAAUCAAGUCUCUGGUAUUAAUCGAUGUGUAGAAAUGCUUAGAUUGCCCAGUGUAUAAAACUCUACUGUGACCUCUGUGAUCAUUACGCCCCUAAUCACUUCAUGUUCUCCCUAUCCUCUCCUUUCUGUCUCUUCCGCCAACAGUACAGAGGAGCCUACAGGAUGAGAAUCUACAACAGGCCUGAGAUGUCUGGUCACAUGAUGGAAUUCAUGGACGACUGCCCCGACGUGUAUGAGCGUUUCCGCUACCGUGACAUCUUCUCCUCCAACGUCAUGGAAGGCUACUGGGUGUUCUACGAGCACCCCAACUACAGGGGUCGUCAGUACUUCCUCCGCCCCGGCGAGUACAGGGCCUGCAGCGACUGGGGCUGCCACAACCCCAUGGUGGGCUCCUUUAGGAGAAUGAGGAGUGGCCUGUAAGCUUCUCACCUCUGGACUGUAACAAAGUGAUUAAACGUGCUGGUUUUUAAAAUGUGGCUUCUCUGUGUGAUUUUCUUUCCAUCUCAAAUCACUGGCAAAACAAUAACAAAGCUUUUGAGUAAAUAAUUAAGUUCCAGCAAAUGGCAAGUGUUGGAUAGAGAGUAUGGUUAUUAGACAGGAGAAUUGCUGUGCAUGUAUACUAUACUAUAAUUAGCCCUAAAAUAUGGAUGCACCCUCAUAAACGAUUUAUCCAGCUGUAUUUCUGUAUUUUGAAAGUUAUACAUCUUGAAAACUUGAUUGCUGACAUGCAAAACAUUUUGGGAGUAUAUCAACAAUGGACUAAUGAAACAAAUACCAAAAUAUCGUUUUUACGUGGAGUUUUCCUUUAAGUUGAGCAGGGAUGAUACCAGUAUCGCCAUACUCGUUAGUAUCAUGGCAAGGAAACAAAACAAGGUGGAUUCAACUUCUUUAGUAAAACAGCCCUAAUGUUGGAAACAAAAAUCAUUAUGUUGUCAUCCAGAGUCACAUUUAUCUAUAUUCCAAUCUAUAGCACACAAUAUUUUACAUACAGCAGGUUUUUAAAGGACCAAAGAGUUUGGUCUGCUUCCUGUUUUCAUUUUUGCCAUGGGAAAAAAUAUUGCGAUACUGGUAUGUCACAGCCCUAACGUUAAGUGUAUUAUUAACAUUUACAUUUACAUUUUAGUCAUUUAGCAGACGCUCUUAUCCAGAGCGACUUACAGUUAGUGAAUACAUAUUUUUUUUUAUUUUUUUUUUAUACUGGCCCCCCAUGGGAAUCGAACCCACAACCCUGGCGUUGCAAACGCCAUGCUCUAUCAACUGAGCUACAUCCCUGCCGGCCAUUCCCUCCCCUGCCCUGGACGACGCUAAGCCAAUUGUGCGCCGCCCAUGAGUCUCCCGGUCGCGGCCGGCGGCGACAGAGCCUGGAUUCGAACCAGGAUCUCUAGUGGCACAGUUAGCACUGCGAUGCCGUGCCUUAGACCACUGCGCCACUCAGGAGUAGUUAACUAAUUAACUAACUGAUUGACUGAAUGAACUGCAAAUCAGACACUCAUUGCAACAAGUUCAAUCCAUUCUAAAGCUGUUUAGGAGGGCCUAGUAUUUCUCUCUCUGGCAGUCUAUCUGUACAUUGCUAGCCUCUAUGCCAAUAAAGGCAGAGGUUGCAACUCUUAUUGUGGUACUUCGGAAAGUGCCGUUGUACAGUAUUUUCCACAGAGAUAGAGAGCUUUGACAGAGACAAAGAGCUGCUGCUGUGGGCCAGCCCUAUAGUUUUCUGUAGUCUGUAGAGCACAUUGUGCUGACACGACAAAGCUUUGUGUCACAUUUACAAAGGCCUGAUCCCUGCAGGGUCUAUAAAGAGGUCCAGUACCGCUCACUACCCGGUCCAGUCCGAACUAAACACAGUCACAAUGAGCAAGGUAAGCAUGAAGACACUAUGCGUUUCACAGGGAAAUACAGGAAAGAGGCUUAUUUAUCAAUUUUCUAUGAUAAAACGCGAUACAUGUUUCAUAUUUGGCUUUGCUGGAUACUGUUAUAAAUAGCUAAAUAGCUUGCAAUUUAUGCAGAAAUGAAUGGCCAUUAAUGAUAUUGGAGGGGGAUUUUAGGAGAUGGUGAAUAGAAUGUGUCAAAGGCUCAAAGCUAAUGUGCAAGUAUGAAUGGACUGGACAGAGAGGAGGGCUGCACAAAUGCAUAGUCUCAAAGGUAGGUGCUUUUAGCAACACGGGUGUAUUUAUUAUCUAAAGCAGGGGUACUCAACUCUUACCUUACGAGGUCCAUAGCCUGCUGGUUUUCUGUUCUACCUGAUAAUUAAUUGGACACCCCUGGUGUCCCAGGUCUAAAUAAGUCCCUAAUUAGAGAACAAUGAAUAAAUGCAGUGGAACUGGCUUUGAGGUCCAGACUUGAGAUUGAGGGAUCUAAAGGAUUGUAUUAUUAAAUAGACUAAAUAAAGUCCCCCACAAGUUAUUCAUUUUUUUUCCACAUUUGGCGCAAGUGCAGGACUUUUAUUUUGACAUGAGGUAAGCAGAGAGGAAGUGGGUCUACAACAGACCCAUGUUUGAAAAGUCUGUUUAAUAAUACGAUCCUUUAGAUAUUUUGUCUCAAAUCCCCCCCCCCCCCGUCAUAACCAACCAUCCUGCCCACCGGCACAGUAAGUUAAAAUGGAUUUAUCUUCUGGCUUCCCACGGACUGUUUUUGUGCAACCCAAUACAAUUGAAAGCAACACUAGUGUAUGUAACUACAAAGGCGUUGCAAAAAGCCCAUACCUCAAAGGCAGAUGUCAAAUGGCACCCUAUCACCCACAUAAUGCAUAUUUUGCCAGGAAAAAAAUACCUAAGAAUAUCAGACAUUAAGUAAUAGCACUGCAUAGGCCAUAGUCGGGGCGGCAGGUAGCUUAGUGGUUAAGAGCGUUGUGCCAGUAACUGAAAGGUUGCUGGUUCUAAUCCCCGAGCCGACUAGGUGAAAAAUCUGUCGAUGUGCCCUUGAGCAAGGCAAUUAACCCUAAUUGCUCGUGUAAAUCACUCUGGAUAAGAGCGUCUGCUAAAAAUGUAAAAAUAGUCUGCUGCUGUAGGUUACUUAGUUGAAUCAUAACUUUACUGCUGUGAAGGUUGCCACACCAGCUUUCUGAUAGCUGCUAAUUGCACGCUGUGGCUGACAAUAAAUGUACAUUUUGCAACACAUUAUGUAGAGUAUUCCUUUAUUCUAAAAUAACACUUUUAGUAUGAUAAAAUUAAGUAAAUUAACAGAUUAAUGUAAUUCACAUGUAUGUGGCUUGAGCUACUUCGAAGGACUUUAACAAAAUGCUAGGCCUACUUGUGUAGGUUCAGUCUUGUAGUUCAACUUCACUUUCACAACUAAACCAGAAGAUGGAAGUCAUUUGUUCGUCUUGUCAAUGUUGUUUCGCUUGCAUUCUGUUUUGAAAUUAUUUGACUAAAUUGCUGGCGAAGACUCUUGACAAAUCGGCAUACUUUCUAGCCUUUUAAAACAUAGAAAAUCAAAUGGCGAGGACUGGUCACGUGAUGAUGAGCAGCAUCACCUGUAACAGAUAAAGGUUAAUGGCUAGAAGGGAUCCAGCUUUUGUCAAAUUAACAUGAAUUUGACAAAUGCUGGAUCCCUUCUAGCUAUGACCCAGGUGAAAUCGUGUGCAACAAUUAAGUAUCACCUGUGGGCAGGGCUUGGCGCCUCAAGGAUGUACAUAUUCUUCUUCUUCUUCUUUGGUAUCAUGGCAUUCACACAUUUGUUUGUGCAUGCCGCCACCUACUGUGUGGGAGUGUGUGGUCGAUCGCGUUACAUUUUGUGAUAUAAAAAUAAAAAGGAAGGGGGAAAGGGAAGAAUUGCACCACCAUUUAAUAAAAAAAAUUAAAACAACACCAGAUUCCACUACGUUGAUCCUAACGGACUAUUUCGUUCAACACACCUUGUAACUCUUUUGCAGUAAAACCUGUAAAUAAUGCCACCACAGCAUCUAUUUUCUGUGGUUUACAUUCCGUUACUGCAGUACAGUUGAUAACCAUGGCAAUGAAUGUUAAGAAGACCUUACUGAAGCACAAAUUCGUAUCACUCUGUAUUGGCCUAGGCCUGAUACUCAUCCAUGACACAUCAUCCUCUUCACUGCCUCAGCAUACGACACCUUCUGUUCUACUCUCAUCCUGGCAACCUCAACCUGUCUCUCUCGCACCGGGCACAAUUGAUACAACACAAGUUUUUCCACCAAUACUACACAUUCCUUUGUCCCAUGCCCUAAAGGAUGUGCAUGUACCUCAGUGAGGUUUUUGGGAUGUGAAAAUGAGCAGUGGAUAAUUUGUUAUUGGUCCAAUAACACUCUCUUCUUAGACACUUGUACUAAAAGUAUAUAUUAUAGGUAGGCUUGGCCUAUUUCAAUUUCCCAUCAUAAAUGGUGUACAUUGGACUGCAGUUCCUGAUACAAAUAAUGUUAUUGAAAAUGUAAUUCUGUAUUCAUUCUGAGCUAGGUUAUUUACAUUUUUCAGAAGACAGUCAAAACAUUUCCUCAAUAUGUGUGUUAUCAUGUGUGCACCCUUAGGGGUGUUGCCAACUAUAGGAUGCAUCCGGUUUUCAGGGAUACAGUUAAUUCAACCUAGCUUCCUUUUCCGCUGGAAACUGGAUGUGGGAACUCCGCUCAGGUGUUUCUUUUACGCCUGCUACAUUAGGUUAUCAUGUGUUUAUUAUUUUGAUUUUCACUUUCCAUCUCUCUUUUCUAGAUUAUAUUCUACGAGGACAGGAACUUUCAGGGCCGCCACUAUGAGUGCAGCAGCGACUGUGCUGAGAUGCACAACCACUUCAGCCGCUGUAACUCCAUUAAGGUGGACAGUGGUUGUUGGGUUGCCUACGAGAAGCCCAACUACACUGGCUACCAGUACAUGCUGAACAAGGGCGAGUACCCCGACUACCAGCGCUGGGCUGGCUUCAACGACUGCAUCCGCUCCUGCCGUAUGGUGCCCCCUGUGAGUCCCACAUAGUUUUCAGUCCCUUGAGUUGAGGGCCACAGUGUCUAAUGUUUUUUUCUGCCUUGGCAUUUAUUAUCAUUUCUUGGCUAGAGAUUAUUACUGACAAAUGCCACCCAACACCUUUUUUUUAACACGGUCAAUUUCUUCUUCACAAAUGUCAUGGUUCAAGUUAUGUUUCAUUCAUUAUGGAACACUUACAUUACCAUCUAUAUACUGUUUGUCAAGUCAAGUGUAUAAUUUAAUAUAUCCAUUCUCCAUUUUGUCUGUCUUCUUCUUCCCAGUAUCAUGGAAACUACAGGAUGAAGAUCUACGAGCGCUCUGACUUCAGGGGUCAGAACAUGGAGAUGAUGGAGGACUGCCCCGACCUGCACGAAAGCUUCCACAGCCGCGACAUCUCCUCCGCCAACGUCAUGGAGGGUUACUGGAUCCUCCACGAGCACCCCCACUACAGGGGUCGUCAGUACUUCCUUCGCCCUGGCGAGUACAGGAGGCACAGUGAGUGGGGAAGCUCCAACCCCACCAUUGGCUCCCUGAGACGUGUCACCCCCUGAAGGUCAACCGAGACCCCCCUAUUCCUCCCCUAAAGCAGCCCUAUUCUAAAUCCUGUACUGCACCCCUACCCUCUAUUGCUAGCACUGUUCGACUGUUGUGUAUCUACUGUGGUAUUCUGACCCUGAAAUCACAUUCAUGUGAUUGGGGGUUUUGGUCCAUUUGGUGUUGGGUCUUUGCUGCUUUGCUUAGACUGGGAAAGUAGACCUCGAUGCUCAGGCGAUGCUCGUAUGGUAACGGUGAUGGUCUCUCUAGCUUUGGUUGUUACAGAGCAGAAUGAUGUGCUUUGCCAGUCCCCAACCCACUAUCCUAUAGGAACCAAAAUAAAUGAAAACUUGAUAAAAGUCAA